Molecule: messenger RNA, 2303 nt
Organism: Nicotiana attenuata
Lineage: Eukaryota; Viridiplantae; Streptophyta; Magnoliopsida; Solanales; Solanaceae
Product: outer envelope protein 64, mitochondrial
Exons: 13
Coding region: 102-1907 (601 amino acids)
Molecular function (GO): protein binding
Source: RefSeq, a predicted model, not a curated record
AAACCCCAUUUCCCUGUCCUCUCCUCUCUAAAACCCAAAAAAUCAGUACUACCAUUUCCUCUGUUCCUUAAACCCUUAAAUUCGCCGACCAAACUUCGCUGAUGACAAAAUUAUCGAAGCUAAAUGUAUCGAACCCCAAAGUCUGGGUUGUGAUCGGCGUCGGUGUUGCCGGAAUAUUGAUCCUGGCUGAAGUUCAACGGCGACGAUUGAAAGCCAGAAACUCAAUCAAAGAAGAUUUUGGCGCGUUCAUUGAACGCGUUGAGCUGCUUCCGUUUCCUCAACCACCUCCUCCUGCUGCUCCACUUCCCCUUUCUGCCCUCACUUUUGCUAUCAAAGACAAUAUUGAUGUGAAGGAAUCUGUGACGGGUUUCGGUAGUCCGGAGUGGAAGCGGACACAUGAGGUGGCUACGAAGACAGCCAUGGUCGUGACUGCUCUUUUGAAGAAUGGUGCAACCUGUGUUGGAAAGACCAUCAUGGAUGAAUUUGGACUCGGGGUUACUGGAGAGAAUCUGCACUACGGUACUCCAACAAAUCCAAAAGUGCCAUCUCAUAUUUCAGGUGGCUCAUCCAGUGGUUCGGCUGUUGCUGUUGCAGCUGAACUAGUUGAUUUUGCUCUAGGUACUGAUACGACUGGGUGCAUUAGAGUACCAGCAGCAUUUUGUGGUGUCCUUGGGUUUAGACCGUCACAUGGGGCCAUAUCAACUAUUGGCAUCCUGCCUGUAUCGCAAAGUUUGGACAGUAUUGGAUGGUUGGCCCGUGAUCCAUCUGUGCUGCAUCGAGUUGGACAUGUUUUACUUCAGUUAGCAUCAGUUGAACCUAAGAGGACAAGAUGCUUUGUCAUAGCUGAUGAUCUUUUUCAGCUGUGUGAAGUACCAAAGCAGAAGACGGUGUAUGUUGUGAGCAAAGUAAUAGAAAAAUUAUCUGGAUACCAGACACCGAAACAUCUGAACCUUGGGCAGUAUAUUGCAUCAAAUGUACCCAGCUUGAAAGGUUUCCGUGAAGAAUCAACCAACCAGCAAAAUGGGAUGUCUAUCCUGACGGCUCUCUCUUCUGUGAUGUUUCUUCUUCAAAGAUAUGAGUUUAAAACAAAUUAUGAAGAAUGGAUGAAAGCGGUGAAACCGAGGUUAGGUUCUAAAGUCUCUGCUCAUGUUGCUGCAGCAAUGACCUCGACUCCUGAGAAUAUUAAAAUUCUUUACAAAGUUAGGACCGAGAUGCGAGUUGCUAUGCAGAAUCUUUUGAAGAACAAUAGCAUAUUGGUACUUCCGACGACCGCAGAUCCUCCUUCAAAAUUAAAGUCAAGGAAAGGUCUAUCGGCUGAAGUUCAUGAUAGACUAUUUGCCUUAUUGAGCAUUGCCAGUAUGUCAGGUUGCUGUCAGGCUUCCAUUCCUUUCGGAGAACAUGAUAACUAUCCUAUAUCCCUGUCAUUUAUUGCAUCUCACGGGACUGAUAAGUUUCUACUUGACACUGUCUUGGAUAUGUAUUCCUCUCUUCAAGAGGAAGUAAGCAUACAAUCCAGUGCAUCACCAUUACCGGAUACCAAUGGGAGCAUUGAUGCAUCUGAACUUUUGAAAGAAAAGGGAAAUGCUGCAUAUAAGGGCAAGCAGUGGAACAAAGCCGUGAGCUACUAUACAGAAGCAAUAAAAUUGAAUGAUAACGCCACAUACUAUUGCAACAGGGCAGCUGCUUACUUAGAAUUGGGAUGCUUUCAACAAGCUGAAGAGGACUGUACUAAAGCAAUUUCACUUGAUAAAAAGAAUGUAAAGGCUUAUUUGAGACGGGGAACCGCCAGGGAAUCGCUUCUCUUCUAUAAAGAGGCUCUACAAGAUUUCAGACAUGCACUCGUUCUGGAACCGCAGAAUAAGGUUGCCAGUCUGGCUCAAAAGAGACUCAGAAAGCUAAUUAGUUGAUCAAAAGUGGUAUAAGAUGAUGAGAGGGAAUACUCCUAGAGGAAGAUUAGCGGAUUGAUUUUUUGCUUCUUUCUUUACCGCUUGAGGCCGAGGAUAAUCUACAGGGACAAAUUUUCCUGAGAAUGCUUGGCUUGGAAACCAAGCUUCAAAAUAGAAGUGCAUGUAUUUUCUCAUGGAUAUAUCGUUUUCGUUGUCAAGUGUCCAAAUGUAAUUAAUUCAUCCAUUGGUGAAAAAUGGUGUUACCAUUGGCUAUAAAUUAUCUUGCUGCCCUUCCCCUGUCCAUUUGAUUAACAGAGUUUACAAGGAUAAACUUUGGAGCUGGGUUUAAACGUUGGAUGCAAAGACAUGGUAUUCUCAUGAUUCAAGAGAAAUGUGACUAUGUUGUCUACUUUUAUA